This is a messenger RNA of Knipowitschia caucasica, 231 nucleotides long. The record is from the annotation of a GenBank genome assembly. NCBI's taxonomy places the organism in Eukaryota, Metazoa, Chordata, Actinopteri, Gobiiformes, Gobiidae.
AUGAGUGACAGCGAGAAGAAAGAGGAGAAGCAAGCGGAGCAGGAAGAGAAGAAAGAAGAAAAGGAAGAGGAGGAGGAAUCUGAAGGAUCCGGAUCAGAAGAUAGCGACUCAGAAGAGGGAUCCGGAGGAGACGGCAAAGGCAAAGGCAGAGGAAAAGGAAAAGGCAAAGGCAAAAACAAGGAUAAAGGAAAAGGAAAAGAGAAGAGUAAAGGAAGAGGAAAGAAAGAGUGA